This is a messenger RNA of Drosophila erecta, 2010 nucleotides long. It is a transcript of the gene waw, whose product is annotated as translation factor waclaw, mitochondrial. The transcript has 2 exons. Gene Ontology annotation, molecular function: GTPase activity; GTP binding; mitochondrial ribosome binding. Lineage: Eukaryota; Metazoa; Arthropoda; Insecta; Diptera; Drosophilidae. Gene Ontology annotation, biological process: positive regulation of translation. Bases 1 to 2010 code for a protein of 669 amino acids. The record is from RefSeq and is a predicted model, not a curated record. Gene Ontology annotation, cellular component: mitochondrion.
AUGAUCCGGACGAUUUCUAUCCGCUGGCUGCAGCAGCGUAUUGGGGACAACCGGCCCUCCGCCUGGCUGGUGGGCAGCUCAAGGAGCUUCUUCGCCCGCAGCCUGAGCACCACCAAUCAGGUCAAGGCCGAAACGGAGGAGUCCCUGGCCAAAGUGGUGGAGCCCUCGCAGGCGGAGCUGUUGCGCGAAUUUGCCCGCAUGCCGGUGGAGCGCAUCCGGAACUUUAGCAUCAUUGCGCAUGUGGAUCACGGCAAGAGCACAUUGGCUGACCGGCUGCUAGAGCUCACGGGAGCCAUUGCACGGAAUGCCGGGCAGCAUCAGGUGCUGGACAGCCUGCAAGUGGAGCGGGAGCGCGGGAUCACGGUCAAGGCCCAGACCGCAUCGAUCUUCCACCGUCACAGGGGACAGCUUUAUCUGCUCAACCUUAUUGACACUCCUGGUCACGUCGAUUUCUCCAAUGAAGUUUCCCGAUCUCUGGCUGCCUGCGAUGGUGUGGUACUCCUGGUGGACGCAUGUCACGGUGUUCAGGCUCAAACCGUGGCCAACUAUCACCUAGCCAAGCAACGGCAGCUGGCAGUGGUCCCCGUGCUCAACAAGAUAGACAUCAAGCACGCAAACCCUGAUCAAGUCUGCCAGGAUCUAAAGCUGUUGUUCGGCAUAGAUCCUGAUCAGGUGCUGCGCGUGUCCGCCAAGCUGGGCACCGGCGUAUCUGAAGUCUUAGAAAGGGUAAUAGAAACAGUGCCGCCCCCACAAGUUCAACGGGACAGCGACUUCCGGGCCCUAAUCUUUGACAGCUGGUUCGACAAGUAUCGCGGAGCCCUUAAUCUAAUUUAUGUGCUGAAUGGCAAGCUAGAGCAGAACCAGGACAUUCAGUCGCUGGCCACCAAGAAGGUGUAUCCCGUAAAAAGCAUCUCUGUGUUGCGACCAGCCGAGUGUCCUGUUCCGGAUCUAUCCGCUGGUCAAGUGGGUUUGAUUGCUUGCAAUAUGCGAAACAGCAAGGAGUCCAUUGUGGGCGACACCAUCCACCUGAAGAAUCAAUCAGUCCCCGCCGCAGGUAGCUAUCGUCCGCAACAGCCGCUUGUUUUUGCGGGAGUUUUUCCCGCCGAUCAGUCAAAACAUGUCGCCUUGCGCAGUGCCAUCGAUAAAAUGGUACUCAAUGACUCAGCGGUCACUGUAAAAGUAGAUUCCAGCCCGGCUUUGGGACAAGGCUGGCGUUUGGGCUUUCUAGGACUUCUGCACAUGGAGGUCUUCUGCCAGCGUCUGGAGCAGGAGCAUGGUGCCGAGCCCAUAAUCACAGCGCCCUCCGUCACAUAUCGUUUGGUAUUGAGUAAUCCAAAGAUGAUCAGGCAACAGGGUCGCGAUACCAUGGAUAUUUCCAACGCAGCCCUCUUCCCGGAACCGUAUUCCAUCAAGGAGUACUAUGAACCCCUGGUUUUGGGCACCAUCAUCACGCCCACGGAGUAUGUUGGACAGGUGAUCAGCCUGUGUGUGGAGCGACGGGGAUUGCAGCAGAGUUCGGUGAACAUCGACGAGACCCGUGUGCUAAUGAAGUACGUCUUGCCGUUAAGCGAGAUCAUCCUGGACUUCCACGACCGUCUCAAGUCAUUGAGCUCUGGCUACGCUAGUUUCAGCUACGAAGACCACGGCUAUCAUCCUUCGCACUUGGUUCGUUUGGACAUCCAUCUGAACGGCAAGCCCGUGGAGGAGCUGUGCCGCAUUGUCCAUGUGUCUAAGGCAACGGGCGUGGCUCGGCAGAUGGUUCUGAAGUUGCGGGAGCUUAUUCCGAAACAGAUGAUACAGAUCGCUAUCCAGGCAUGCGUGGGCAGCAAAGUGCUCGCGCGCGAGACCAUCAAGGCGUAUCGCAAGGAUGUGACAGCCAAGCUCUACGGAGGGGAUGUCACCCGGCGGAUGAAGCUGCUCAAGCAGCAGGCCGAGGGCAAGAAGAAGAUGCGCAUGUUCGCCAACAUCCGCGUGCCGCACGAGACCUUCAUCAAUGUGCUCAAGCGGUAG